AUGUCAACAGAAGUCGCCACUGAUCCGAGCCCGCGGAGCGAGAAAGCAGUAUCUUCCCACCCAUUGGCCCCGCUAUCGGCAUCAGAACUCCAGAAUGCUGCGGCAAUCAUCAAAGCUUCGUGGCCGGCACACACGGACCUGCACUUCAAGGUUGUCACGCUGCAGGAACCACCAAAGGUCCAAGUACUGAAGUACUUGGAAGCGGAGCAUAGCGGCAAGCCAGUACCUUCUAUUUCAAGAAAAGCCUUCGUUAACUACUACAUUCGGAACACUAGCAAAUUUCAUGAGGCUGUUGUAGACUUGACCUCAGGCCGCGUGGAUUCCAACAUUCUUCUAGGCCCCUUCGUUCAUGCCAACGGAGAUGGCGACGAGAUCGUCGAGAUCGAAAAGCUCGUCUUGGCAGACGAGAAGGUACAAGCAGAGAUAGCCAAGCUCGAGCUGCCCGAAGGAACAGUGGUGAUUAGUGAUCCCUGGAUUUACGGUUCUGAUGGUGUCGGAGACGAAGACAGACUAUACCAGUGCUUCCUGUACCUCAGGGACCCGAUGAACUCAUCAGAAGCUGACUCCAACCACUACGCAAUGCCGCUUCCGAUCUCACCCGUUGUAAGCACAGAAAGCAUGCAGGUCAUUCGCGUUGACUUGCUACCGACUGGUGCAGACAACACAAUCAAACCAGUUGAGAAGUACAAGAUUCAACCACCCAACGAGUAUAUACCCGAGGCUCAAACUCUGCGGACGGAUCUCAAGCCCCUUAAUGUUGUCCAACCUGAAGGCGCGAGCUUCCAAGUCGAACAGCAAGGUACAUCAAACGUCAUCUCAUGGCAGAAAUGGAACUUCCGGGUUGGAUUCAACCAGCGCGAGGGUAUGGUGCUGUAUGACGUCCGCUACGACAACCGUAGUUUAUUCUACCGAUUGAGCUUGAGCGACAUGAACAUUCCGUACGCAGACCCACGUCACCCCUUCCACAAGAAGAGUGCCUUUGACUUGGGCGAUGUUGGUGCUGGUAUUAUGGCGAACAAUCUCAAGCUGGGCUGCGACUGCCUGGGCUCCAUCUACUAUCUGAGCUCCGUACUAGCUGACAACAAGGGGGGUGUUGUCGAAAUGCCUAACGUUGUCUGUGUCCACGAGCAAGAUGCUGGAAUCGGUUUCAAGCACACUAAUUACCGAACUGGCCGUGCAGUCGUCGCUCGAAACCGCGAGUUGGUGCUCCAAAGCAUUAUCACCGUAAGCAAUUACGAGUACAUCCUAGCCUUCAUCUUCAACCAGGCUGGAGAGGUCGACUAUGAGAUCAGAGCCACUGGUAUUUUGAGUACACAACCAAUCGAUGAGGGAGUUGAAGUGCCCUUUGGUACAGUUGUGCAUCCCGGUGUGCUUGCUGUACAUCAUCAGCACAUAUUUUCAUUGCGCGUCGACCCCAUGAUCGACGGCUACGACAACCGUCUCGUAUACGAUGAAGCGUUCGCUAUGCCGCGCUCGGACUGGAACCCUCAUGGCACUGGCUACUAUGUCCAAGAGACCGUCGUAGAGAAGUCUGGUGGUUAUGAUAUUGCAUACGAGAACAACCGUACUUUCAAGAUCCAGAAUCCGAACGUGCGAAACCCUGUCAACGGAAAGCCGGUCGCGUACAAGAUCCAAGCACCACCUUUCCAGAAGAUCUUGUCAGACAAGGACUCGUUCAACUACAAGCGCGCCGAGUUCUCCGACCACAACAUCUAUGUCGUCAAGCACAAGGACGGUGAGCUGUAUGCAGGCGGUACGUACACCAACCAGUCGAGGGGCGGAAGUGGAGUACGUUCAUGGGCGGAGAGGAACGACAACGUCAAGGAUACCGACUUUGUAGUCUACAUCCAGGCAGGAAUCAAUCAUGUUCCUAGGAUCGAAGACUUCCCGGUCAUGCCGUGUGAGAUUAUCAAGAUCCACAUGAAGCCGGUCAACUUUUUCGAUAAGAAUCCUGCGCUGGAUGUGCCACCGAGUGAGCAGGCGUUUAACAAGAGUAGCUUGCUGAGUGAGCAGCACCAGCAGCCUAGUGUGACUGCAACAAUCGGUGAGAAUGGUCAAUGCUGUACGCCGACGACGGCAAAGUUGUAG
Messenger RNA from Alternaria atra, 2088 nucleotides. RefSeq lists its product as uncharacterized. The record is from RefSeq and is a predicted model, not a curated record. Gene Ontology annotation, biological process: amine metabolic process. Lineage: Eukaryota; Fungi; Ascomycota; Dothideomycetes; Pleosporales; Pleosporaceae. Bases 1 to 2088 code for a protein of 695 amino acids. The transcript has 4 exons. Gene Ontology annotation, molecular function: primary methylamine oxidase activity; quinone binding; copper ion binding.